Molecule: messenger RNA, 4076 nt
Organism: Podospora pseudopauciseta
Lineage: Eukaryota; Fungi; Ascomycota; Sordariomycetes; Sordariales; Podosporaceae
Exons: 3
Coding region: 676-3438 (920 amino acids)
Biological process (GO): regulation of Rab protein signal transduction
Cellular component (GO): cytoplasmic vesicle
Source: RefSeq, a predicted model, not a curated record
CCGUGGACGGUGACCACGCCUGCAGCCAGCUUCUCAGGACAGUUGAGCCCGACCUGCCUCAAGCCCUCUGAUUGCUCCGUUGCAUCCCUGCGAGGGGCCAGGGCCUCUCUUCAACGAGCUUGGUCGCACUUUCACUCUCAUACUCUCUCCAUCACGGUCCUUUCUUAUCUCGUCUCCUGCCUUUGCCUACGCCUUUGCCUCUGCCUCUGGUUCUCCUCGAGUCUCUGGCUCUUGUUGCUUCCUCUCUUCUCUGAGAAGCAAGCAGUAAGUGGCAGCAGGGAGAACAGCAGCAGCAUCAGCAGCCAGUCUGUCGGGUCCAAGGUGUUUCGUUUCGCCAGCCGACAAGCUCCACGCUGAAAUCUUAGCGUCCCGCGUGCCCACUCGGCCUUUUUCCCACUGCAAUUGCUUCAGCUUCAGUACCUCUUCGCCGCUUCACUGCAUUGGCAGUGGUUGUUUCUCUUCUGUCAACAACGACGACAACGGCAGGCGCCUGGUUUUUUUUUUUUUUGGGUUUUUUUUACACGUUCCGGGCGAUCACCGCUCCGGCUGUGGCUGCCCCUUGAUUGAGACAAGCUCCAACCUACGUCAAAAAAAAACCGGAGAAGCUCCAACGCUGGCGCUCCCGCGGUCAACCACUGAAGACGGAUUGGCCGUUGAGUGCCAUACAAACUCAAAAUGGCGCCCUCUUUAACAGCCCACACUUCCUUCACCCGUCCGAGAACCAGCGACCGUGAUCACCGCGACGGACGUCCUGUCACCCGUGAUCAGCAAGACGCCAACCUCGUCAUCCCGAGCCGCACCUCGUCCCUCCAUUCCCGCAUUACCCAGCCAAUUCCUGGCCAGUUGAGCGCCAAACCUCAGCAGCGCACUCCCAAGACCCUUACUCAUGCGUACAUGGUCUGUGGUGUCGGCCGGGAGCCUUCGCAAUGGGUGAAGGCUCCAACGCCCCAGCAGGGCAAGAUUGGCCACAUGAAGGGUGCCGUUCCUCAGUUCUGGCUUCCCGAGAUUCUUGGGAGCAGUCCCAGGCUCGAGCAGGACAAUGAGAUUGCUCGUGCUUUGCACUCUGCUAUGAGGGCAUGCUUCCCCCACGAUGUCGAGAUUUGCACCGGCAGAAGCCAGCCUCACUGCGUCCACCACGCCUUUGUGCUCCAGCAGGAUUCCUCCCACACUCUCUACGGUAUCUGCCUGCGGGUGUGGUCCCGCGCCGAUGACAGGCGAGCCGAGACGAUCCGCGAUCUCAGGAAACGCACCGAGCCCGACUUCUACGACAACCCGGACGAGCAAUACUGGAUCCCCUACUGCCUUUCGUUCCUCUCCCGCUACCCGCUGUACAACUUGCUCGGCGACUAUCUGCGUGGUAUGUGGAUUCACUGGAACAAGGCUACUAACCUUUUUCACGCCGAGGAGGUUUCCCGAAUUCUGAGUUUUCCCGCCCCUCGUCUCAACGAUUUGGUUCGCAUCGACAUGAAGGACUAUGCGCUCUGCUACCAGUUUCCUUCUUCGCCCACUGGGUUCCAAAACUUUGCCAUGUGGCCCUUGUUCUGCUGUCUCUCGGUUCCCAACAUUGUUGGUGUGAUCGAGGCUGCCAUUUCGCCCACCCGCCGCAUCAUUUUUGUCAGUCAUUACCCAGCCAUGCUCACCAUGGCCGCCGAGACUGUCAGAUUCUGUGUGCGCGUAUAUGAGUGGAGUGGUCUCUAUGUCCCUGUUGUGCAUGCUCGCCAUGCCAAGGACCUUGUCGAGGAGCCUGGCCCGUACAUCCUCGGUAUCACUGCUGAGUGCAGAACGCUCUUCACUGCGCCGACAGAUGCUCUGGUGGUGGAUCUUGACCGCAACUUUGUGCUCACUUCCAACCCCCCCUCUGCGCUCCAGCCUAACCAGCGCACCAAGUUCAUCACCCGCCUUACCCAGGCUCUGAAUGGUGAUGUAACACCAUCGGGUGUUCCCCAGCACUUGCGUUCUGCGUACGGCGGCGGCAAGCUUGUCCCCGCGGGUCAGAUUAUUGUCAUGCGUGGACAGGUUGAGUCUAUUCAGGACCCUGAAUGGUGGAAUCAAGAUGCCGUCAUGUCGGUGAUGGACCAUGUGUGCGAGAAGAUGGGCCGCAACACCGGCCUGAAGGCUGUUUUUGGAGGGUCGGUCAAGAAGCCACUGAUGACCAAGGUUUCCAUGCGGCACUUGAACGAGAUUGUCCGUGAACGUAACCAGUACUCACGCGACGCGUUGGAGGCCUGGCAGGAUUUUAUCAACCUUAAGGGGCGGAUGGACACCGAACUCGGCAAGGUCAACAAGCGGAACAACUACCUUAUGGAGGAGUGCGACAAUUGGAAGCAGCAGUUCCAACGUUUCCAGGCCUUCGCUGACACCCUCACCAAGGAGACCCAAGAUCUCAAGGUCAAGAUUGAGACGCACAAGCGUGAGAACCGUCGCCUGGGCAGUCUUAUUGAUCAGCAAAAGGACGACGCCGCUCGUCUUGCCAAUCGUCUGGCUGGCACCGAAAAGCAGCGUGACGAUGCUCUUGAGGCUCUUGUCCUCCAGCAGGAGAUUGCCGAGGAGCUUGAGCGCGAGCGUAAGAGGAAUCGCAAGGAGCUGUCAACGCUCCAGACCACCAACACAGCCAUCUCAAGACAGCGUGACGAAGCCCGCCGUGUUGUGCUUCACCUGCGUAGCUUGAUUUCUGGCCAACAUCACCACAUGGAGCACCUCGUCAAGACUCUGACGUCUCCCGAGGAGCUCGCUGCUGAGAUUGAGGCUGGGUUUGCUGCGCAAGACGCCGUUGAUGCGGUUGAAGCCCAAGCUACUGGCGAGUCUAGCAAUGACGAGCGGUUCCUCAAGAACCUGAAUGCUGCUAGCAGACGAAUCUCUACGCAAGCAUUCAUCGACGUGGCGGAUCGGCACCUCAAGGACAAGACCGAUGCCAUCGCCCAUAUCAUCCGGAACAUUUCGGAACAGUGUCAGGCCGCUGUUGAAGGCCUCCAACUUGCACAUGACGCGGAGCACGGGAGGUCGGAUUCUUCGGCCUCCCGUUCUUCGCGGUUGUCGAAAAGUCGCCGAGGGAGUAAUAUCUCCAUCGCCCGGUCCGACGACGAUCGCAGCUCGGCGGCAACGUCCGAUGUCAGUGAUGACCAUACCCUCCUCCGACCGAACAGCGGGCGGCUCUCUAGCAUCCCACCCACACCGGAUCUCGUUCCCAACCGCAGCAGCACUAGCAUGUCUUUCGCUAGCACGGCCACGACCCCUGAGCGAGGCUCUCAGCACUACCUCCACGGACACCAUGACAUCCCCACCAAGAUCGUCGAGGACGACGAGGACGAUAUCGACGGAUCUCAGUCUGAUGUCCACUCCGUCCCCCAGGAAGCGGGAGUCGUGGGCAAGCACUCGGAGAGCCUGAUCCACAGGCCUUCUGGUGCCCGCAUCAGCGCCCUUGGUGGCCUCGGUCGCUAAAGGGUAGCCGGUGAUGGUGGAUGUAAACAGCAUGAUUUUUUCAACGGCGGUCAUUUGGUUCAUUUGUACAUUGUCUCUAUACCACUUUUGCGACGAGUAGGAAGGGUUCUAUUAUUUCUCUGGACGACGACGAUUCAUUUGCUUGCGGAGAAGGGGCAAAGCCUACUUGCAGCCUGGCGUUUUUAUUUCUACCAUUUUUUGUAUUUUCCUUUAUACCAACCAAGCUCCUCUUUUCUCGCGAUCUUUCCUAGCAACACACAGCCUAGCUUUAUUCCCCAUGUCAGCUGUCUUUUUUUUUUUUCCUCACAUAUGUUUACGACACUCACACUCACACUCACACACAAACUUGUUAUUUUUUUUUCUUCGAAUGAAUGAGGGGAGGAUUGUGGAGGGAAAAAAAGAAGGUGGGGUGGGAGAAAGGCGGAGGUGGUGAGGAGUGGGAGUGGAAAUGAGGGAGAAAGAAAGGGGGGAAAGGGUUUAAUUUUCUAUCUUGAUAUCCAUUCUGUAUGUUUUUUUAGCAGCAGCUCAUGAAUGACCCUUUUUUUUGGUAGUCUUGUUGUUGUAGUAGUAGUUAGUAGGUGAGGAAUGUUAAGCGGGUGGUUUUUUUGGUAGAUUCAGUGAACUUGUGCUUUAUAAUG